UACAGAAGCUGAGAAGGAUAAACGUCGCCCAUUUAUGCAAUUAGCAUUGCUGGAAUUAUUUGAUGGUAAGGCCUGUCGGGGGUAUAUUCGAGGAGAAGCUCGGGUUUGGAAAAUAAUUCAACGCGGAAUGAUGGCGAAUUCAGCGCUCGACAACGCCAUUGCAUUCAAUAGGUUCGCUUUGAUAAUUCUGGCUUGUACAACCGCGUUGAUUUUCGGACAAAUUCGGUAUUCUAUUCCCGAAGAAAUGAAGAUAGGGUCUUUUGUUGGAAAUAUCGCUAAAGAUUUGAGACUAAAUGUACCGCAAAUGUCGACUCGGAAAUUGCGACUAACAUCCGAUGAUGGCGGACAGUACAUGAAGGUUAAUUUAGAGAAUGGGAUUUUGUCUGUUCGUGAAAGAAUCGACAGGGAGCGGCUUUGUGGACAAACAACUGUGUGCAUUCUACCUUUUGAAAUAAUACUGGAGAACCCUUUGGUGGUGUUUCGCGGGGUAGUGGAAAUUAUUGAUAUAAAUGACAAUUCCCCUACGUUCCGAGACACCAGCUUUGUCUUACAAAUGUCCGAAGCGAUUGCACCCGGUGUACGUUUUCCCCUCGAGAGCGCGGAAGAUCCCGAUAUUGGUAUGAAUACUAUCGCUGCUUACACAAUCAGUGUUAAUGAAUAUUUUACUCUUAAAGCGCAGAGAACUCCGUCCGGUGUUAUAAAUGCUGAGUUACAGUUAGAAAAAUCACUGGACAGAGAACUGCAGGCAGCCUUUCAGUGGGUCCUGACGGCGAAUGAUGGUGGGACACCUGCAAGAUCUGGCACAACGCAGAUUCGUAUUACCGUGGUGGACUUUAACGAUAAUCCACCAGUUUUUCAUCGCGAAAUUUACAAGGCCAGUUUAAGAGAAGACGCACCCCAAGGUACAUUGGUACUGCAAGUCAAAGCAAGUGAUUUGGACGAAGGUCUGAAUGCUGAGCUAACCUAUAAUUUCAGCAGCUUAGUUCCACCAAAAGUUCUCAAAUUGUUCAGUUUGGAUCCCCACACCGGGGCCAUUCGCGCUGAAGGCGGGCUAGAUUACGAAGAAGCAAACAUUUAUUCGCUGACUGUUCAAUCAGUGGACCACGGAUCACCUUCAAUGACGGGUCGCACCACAGUACUGAUUGAGUUAAUUGAUGUAAACGACAACGCACCCGAAAUAAAAGUGACAUCUGCUCCGAGCAACAUUCCAGAAAAUGCUCAUCCAGGAACUUUGGUAACUUUGAUCAAUGUAAUUGAUCGAGAUUCUGGAGAAAAUGGACAGUUUCAAUGUGACAUUCCAAAGUACUUCCCCUUCAGACUUCGAACAUCAACUAAAAAUCAUUACGAGUUGAUUACCAGUGAGCCGCUGGACCGUGAAGCCGUUGCUGAGUAUAAUAUACAAUUUGUAGCUCGGGACUUUGGGUCGCCUUCACUGUCAACAAAUAAAACCAUCCAGAUUGCAAUAUCUGAUGUAAACGAUAACGCCCCGCGGUUUGGUGAAUUGUCCUACAACGUGUAUGUUAUGGAGAAUAACGAUCCAGGUACGUCUAUUUUUGCAGUAACUGCAACAGAUCCUGAUCUGAACCAGAAUUCCUAUGUUUCUUACUCUUUUCCCGAGGGGCUUAUCCAGAACUUUCCAGUGUCCAGUUACCUCAGCAUUAACUCGAUGAACGGCACAAUUUACGCGCUGCGUUCCUUUGACUAUGAAAAACUCAAGAACUUCCAGAUCCAUGUACACGCCCGUGACGCUGGUGUACCUUCGCUAAGCAGCAGCGCCACGGUGAAUGUGAUCAUCUUGGAUCAAAAUGACAACGCGCCGGUAAUUGUUUCACCUUCAGAACUGAGUGGAUCAGCAGCAGUGGAGACUGUGCCCCGGUCAGCAGGUCAAGGGUACUUGGUCACCAAGAUAAUAGCAACUGAUGCAGAUUCCGGUCAGAACGCACGGCUCUUUUAUCAGAUGGUGAAAUCUACUGAUCCAACAUUGUUCAACGUUGGGCAAAAUUCAGGUGAAAUCAGAACGGCGCGCAAUAUUUUUCAGACCGAUACUAUUACACAAACUAUUUUAUUCUUGGUUAGAGAUAAUGGGCUGCCAAGCCUCUCCAGUACGGCUACAGUGCACAUUACAGUCUUGGAGAACAUCACGGAAAACCUUUCUGAAAGUGAUAACUUGUUGAGCAGUUCAAAUCAUUUCACCGACUUAAAUCUUUAUUUAAUAAUCGUUUUCGCUUGCACUUCCGCUCUUUUUCUUGCGAUUAUCAUUCUGUUAAUUGCCAUUAAAUGUAAACAGAACAUGAGUGCUUCCCAGGAAUAUAAUUCAAGGCGUUUUUGUUACAAUAGUGGGGAUCCUCGUGAUACUUUUACUCGAAGAUCUGAAAUGGAGGAAACUUUACGGUACCCCGGGACUGGCCGGGUAGUCCGCGUGCCGGAAGCGAACCACUACUCGGUUUGCCUGCCUCCUGAAUCAGCGAAGAGCGAUUUUCUCUUUUUGAAGCCAUGCAGCCUCCCACGUCUUAGGCGCAAUGAUGAAUUGCAAGGAUUUGAUAAUAUUGCGAUUGGCGUUUCAGCGAUUUUUUUUUUAGAUUAUAACCUGAAACGAAGAGAUGGAUCCAUUGACCCUCCCACAUUUCCGAAAGAAAGACCAGAAUCGACGAGAAACGCAACCAGUACACGUUUGGCUUGUGGACUCAAGACGCGGAAAAUGGCGAAUCCGGCGUUCGACAACGCCAUUGCGCUCAGUCGGGUUGCCUUCAUGAUUCUGGGGUACGUAACGGGAUUGAUUCUUGGGCAGAUUCGGUACUCCAUUCCGGAGGAAAUGAAAAUAGGGUCGUUUAUUGGGAAUAUCGCCGAAGAUUUGAGACUGAAUUUCCCGCAAUUGUCGGCUCGUGAAUUGCGUCUAACCUCCGAUGAUGGCGAACAAUAUCUGAACGUUAACGUGGAGAAUGGGAUUUUGUCUGUUCGUGAAAGAAUCGACAGGGAGCAUAUUUGUGGAGAAGCAACCGUGUGUAAUAUACCUUUUGAAAUCAUACUGGAAAACCCUGUGGUGGUGUAUCGCGGGGUUGUGGAAAUUGUUGACGUGAAUGACAAUUCCCCCACGUUUCGGAACACCAGCUUUGUCCUACAAAUAUCCGAGGCGAUGACGCCUGGUUUACGCAUCCGCCUCGAAAACGCCCAGGAUCCCGAUAUUGGUAUAAAUACAGUGGCUGCUUACACAAUCAGUUCCAAUGAAUACUUUAGCCUAAACGCGCAGAAAACUGAGUAUGGUGUUGUAAAUGCAGAGCUACAGUUAGAGAAACCAUUGGACAGAGAGCUGCAGUCAGCCUUUCAGCUUGUUCUCACUGCGAACGACGGCGGAAACCCUCAGCGAUCCGGCACAACUCAAAUUCUCAUCACUGUGGUGGACGUGAACGACAAUCCACCUGUAUUCUAUCAUGAAAUGUAUAAAGCUAGAUUGAGAGAAGACGCACCCCAAGGUACCUUGGUGGUGAAAGUCAAAGCAAGUGACCUGGACGAAGGAUUAAAUGCUGAGCUAACCUAUUCUUUCAGCAGCCUAGUUCCACCGAGAUUUCUCCAAUUGUUCAGUUUGAACCCUUACACCGGGGAGAUUCGUGUUGAAGGAGAGUUAGAUUAUGAACAAGCAAACAGCUAUUCUCUGAAUAUUCAAGCUGAGGAUCACGGAUCACCCGCAGUUAUUGGGCACUCUAAGGUCUUACUCGAUGUAAUGGAUGUAAACGACAAUGCACCAGAGAUAAAAGUCAAAUCAUUUAAGAAUAAAAUUCCGGAAGAUGUUCCACCGGGAACGAUGAUAACAUUGAUUAACGUCAUUGAUCGCGACUCUGGUGAAAACGGACAGUUUCUAUGUGAUAUUCCGAAAAAUACACCUUUUAGUCUUCGAAUGUCAUCGAAAAAUCAUUACGAGCUGAUUACCAGUGAGCCGCUGGACCGUGAAGCUGUCUCUGAGUAUAACAUAAAUAUUGUAGCUCGGGACUUUGGGUCGCCUUCACUGUCAAGAAAUAAAACCAUCCAGAUUGGAAUAUCUGAUGUAAACGACAACGCCCCACGGUUUAGUGACUUAUCCUACAACGCAUAUGUUAUGGAGAAUAACGUUCCGGGUACCUCUACUUUCGCAGUAACUGCAACAGAUCCAGAUUUGAACCAGAAUUCUUAUGUUACGUACACCUUUCAGGAGGACCUUAUCCAGAACUUACCAGUGUCCAGUUACCUCAGCAUUAACUCAAUUAACGGCACAAUUUACGCGCUGCGUUCCUUUGAUUAUGAGAAACUCAAGAGCUUCCAGAUCCAUGUACAAGCCCGCGACGCCGGGGCGCCUCCGCUAAGCAGCAGCGCCACGGUGAAUGUGAUCAUCCUGGAUCAAAAUGACAACGCGCCGGUAAUUGUUUUACCUUCAGAAAAGAGUGGAUCAGCAGCAACGGAGAUCGUGCCCCACUCAGCGGGUGAAGGGUACUUGGUCACCAAGAUAAUGGCAACGGAUGCAGAUUCUGGUCAGAAUGCACGGCUCUUUUAUCAGAUAGUGAAAUCUACCGAUCCCACUUUGUUCAAGGUUGGGGAAAAUUCCGGUGAAAUUAGAACAGCGCGCAGUAUUUCUCAGUCGGAUGCUAUUACACAAACGCUGUUAAUCUUGGUUAAGGACAAUGGGCAGCCAACUCUCUCCAGCACAACAACAAUGCACAUUACUGUUUUGGAGAACAUCACUGAAAACGUUUCUGAAAAUGAUCAGUUAUUGAGAAGCUCAGUUAAUUUCUCCGACUUAAAUAUGUAUUUGAUCAUCAUGUUCGGUUGCACUUCCGCUCUCUUUCUAAUGAUUAUCAUUAUGCUCAUUGGCAUUAAAUGCAAGCAGAGCAUGGGUAUCACCCGGGAAUAUAAUUCAAGACGUUUUUGUUACAAUGGCGGGGGUUCUCGCGACACCGUUACUCGAAGAUCUGAAAUGGAAGAAACGUUACGAUAUCCUGGGACUGGCCGGAUGGUCCGCGUACCGGAAGCCAACCAUUACUCAGUUUGUUUGUCUCCUGAAUCAGCGAAGAGCGAUUUUCUCUUUUUAAAGCCAUGCAGCGCUCCGAUAGCUCAGUCUCAUAAAAUAAUUCAUCGCGGAAUAAUGGCGAAUCUGGCGCUCGGCAGCGCCAUUACGUUCAGUAGGUUUGCUUUCUUUAUUUUGGGAUGUACCACUGCUCUUAAUUUCGGACAAAUUCGCUAUUCUAUUCCAGAGGAAAUGAAGAUAGGUGCUUUUGUUGGGAAAAUCGCUGAAGAUUUGAGAUUGAAUAUAUUGCAAUUGUCGGCUCGUAAAUUGCGACUAACCUCCGAUGAUGGCGGACAUUAUCUGAAGGUUAAUUUGGAGAACGGGAUUUUGUCUGUUCGUGAAAGAAUCGACAGGGAGCUUCUUUGUGACCAAAAACCUUUGUGCACUAUACCUUUUCAACUAAUACUGGAAGCCCCUAUGGUGGUGUAUCGUGGGGAAGUGGAGGUUCUUGACGUAAAUGACAAUUCCCCUACAUUCCAGGAUAGCAGCAUUGCCUUGCAGAUGUCCGAAGCGAUUGCACCUGGUGCGCGCUUUCCCCUCAAGAGCGCUAAUGAUCCAGAUAUUGGACUAAAUACUGUCGUUUCUUACACGAUCAGUUCCAACGAAUACUUUAUUCUAAAAUCGCAGAGAAUUGCGCCCGGUGUGGUAAAUGCCGAGUUACAGUUAGAUAAACCAUUGGACAGGGAGCUGCAGGCAGACUUGCAUCUAGUACUGACGGCGAUUGAUGGCGGGACACCUGAGAGAUCUGGCACAACUCAGAUUCUCAUUACUGUAGGGGACGUGAACGAUAACCCACCAGUAUUUCAGCAUGAAAUUAACAAGGUCAGCUUAAGAGAAAACGCACCCCAAGGUACCGUGGUACUGAAAAUCAGAGCAAGUGAUUUGGACGAAGGUUUGAAUGCUGAAUUAACAUAUUCUUUCAGCAACGUUGCUUCAGCAAGAGAUCUCAAAUCGUUUCGUUUGGAUCCUUAUACAGGGGAGAUUAGGGUUCAUGGAGGAAUAGAUUUUGAAGAAUCAAACAGUUAUUCUCUGAAUGUGCAAGCUGUGGACCACGGAUCACCUGCAAUCAGCGGGCACUCUCAAGUCUUGAUCGAUAUAAUUGAUGAAAACGACAAUGCACCCGAGAUAAAAGUGACACCUGUUGUGAGCAAUGUCCCAGAAAAUGCUCCACCGGGAACUUUAGUAACUUUGAUCAAUGUUAUUGAUCGCGACUCUGGAGAAAACGGCCAAUUUCAAUGUAACAUCGCGACAAAUCUUCCCUUUAGACUUCGAACGUCAUCGAAAAAUCAUUAUGAGUUGAUAACAAGUGAACCGUUGGAUCGUGAAGCUGUCGCUGAGUAUAAAGUACAUUUUAUUGCUCAGGAUUUUGGGUCGCCUUCCCUAUCAAGAAAUAAAACCUCCCAGAUUACAAUAUCUGAUGUAAACGACAACGCCCCGCGUUUUGCUGAACUAUCCUACAACUUAUACGUGAUGGAGAAUAACGCUGCGGGUGCUUCUAUUUUCGCAAUAUCUGCAACGGAUCCAGAUCUGGACCAGAAUUCUUAUGUUUCAUACUCCUUGCAGGACGAUAUUAUACUGGACUUGCCUGUGUCCACUUACCUCAGCAUUAACUCAAUUAACGGCACCAUUUACGGGCUGCGCUCUUUUGACUAUGAAAAACUAAAAAACUUCCAGAUCCGUGUACAAGCCCGUGACGCCGGGGUGCCUCCAUUAAGCAGCAGCGCCACGGUGAAUAUGAUCAUUCUGGAUCAAAAUGACAACGCGCCCGUAAUUGCUUCUGAACAGAGUGGAUCAGCAGUAGCGGUGAUCGUGCCCCAGUCAGCUGGCCAAGGGUACCUGGUCACCAAGAUAAUGGCAACCGAUGCAGAUUCUGGUCAGAACGCUCGGCUCUUUUAUCAGAUGGUGACAUCGACUGCUCCCAAUUUGUUCAAUGUUGGGCGAAACUCCGGUGAAAUCAGAAUUGCGCGCAAUAUGUUGCAGUCCGACACCAUUGCUCAAACGCUCGUUAUCUUGGUUAAAGAUAACGGGCAGCCAAGCCUAUCAAGCACGGCUACAAUUUACAUUACAGUUUUGGAGAACAUCACUGAAAAUGUGUUUGGAAGUGACAACUUAUUAAGAAGAUCAGAUCAGUUCACUGACUUAAAUAUGUAUUUAAUAAUUAUUUUCGGUUGUACUACCGCUCUCUUUCUAGUAAUCAUCAUUCUACUCAUUGGCAUUAAAUGUAAACAGAACAUGAGUAUCCCCCAAGAAUAUAAUUCAAGACGCUUUUGUUACAACCGUGGAGAAUCGCACGAUACAUUUCACAGAACCCCUGUCAUGGAUGAAACGUUGCGCUAUCCUACGACUGGUCGGGUGGUCCGCGUGCCUGAGGCGAACCCUUAUUCGGGUUGUCUGUCUCCAGAGACGGCCAAGAGCGAUUUUCUCUUUAUGAAGCCCUACAGCAUUCCCACGUCUCAAGCCCAAUGCUUUAUGAAUUCACGAUGUAGAUUUUGCGUCAGUGAUUUCGUGGUAAGAGCUGUUUUAAGGUCUAAUCGAGCAGAGGCCUGCUUUUGGAAAAUAAUUCAGCGCGGAACAAUGGCGAAUUCGGAUAUCAACAACGCCAUUGCUUUCAAAACGUUUACUUUCGUGAUGCUGGUGUGUGCACCCAGUCUGAUUUUCGGGCAAAUUCGCUAUUCUAUUCCCGAGGAAAUUAACGAAGGCGCUUUUGUCGGGAAUAUCGCUCAAGAUUUGGGAUUGAAUGUACAACAAUUGUCCGCACGCCAUUUUCGGCUAACCUCUGUUGACGGAGCGCAAUACAUAAAGGUAAAUUUAGAUAAUGCGAUAUUGUCUAUUCAUGAAAUCAUCGACAGGGAGCAUAUUUGCGGACAAGCAACUGUAUGUACCAUUCAUUUUAAAAUCAUACUGGAAAAACCUUUGGCAAUAUAUCGCGCGGAAGUGGAGAUUCUGGACGUAAAUGAUAAUUCUCCCACUUUUCCGGAGAGCAGCAUUAUGCUGCAGAUGUCUGAAGCGAUUGCGCCAGGCGUCCACUUCCCCCUGGACAAUGCGCAAGAUCCGGACGUUGGUAUAAAUACGAUCGCUGCUUACACACUCAGCUCAAAUGAAUAUUUUAGUUUAAAAAGUCAGCGAACGGAGGAUGGUAUUCUAAUUGCCAAGUUACAACUGGAAAAACCUUUGGAUCGGGAAUUACACUCGUCUUUACAGCUGACGCUGACAGCGACUGAUGGUGGAAAGCCUCAGAGAUCCGGCACAGCACAGAUUUUAAUUACCGUAAUGGACAUCAAUGAUAAUCCCCCUAUAUUCGAUCACGAAAUUUAUAGAGUCAGUUUAAAUGAAGAUACACCUCCUGGUACCUUAGUGAUGAAAGUUAAAGCCACUGACUUGGACGAAGGGUUGAAUGCUGAUCUAACAUAUUCUUUCAACAAAUUAACCUCAUCAAGAAUUCGCGAACUGUUUAGUUUGGACCCCGACAUCGGGGAGAUUCGAACUAAAAGAGAGCUAGAUUUUGAAGAAGCAAGCAGUUAUUCCAUUGAUAUUCAAGCCAUGGAUCACGGUUCUCCUACAAUUACCGGGCACUGCAAGUUAUUGAUCAAGGUAAUUGAUGUAAACGACCACGCACCCGAGAUAAAAGUGACAUCAAACACGAACAACGUUCCGGAAAACGCACAGGUGGGAACGUUAAUAACUUUGAUUAAUGUUAUUGAUCAGGAUUCUGAUGAAAACGGAGAGGUGCGCUGUGAGAUACCAAGUAACAUCCCAUUCACUCUUCAAAUGUCGUCGGAGAAUCAUUUCGAGUUGAUUACUAGUGAACCAUUGGACCGUGAAUCUGUUCCCGAAUAUAAAAUACACUUUGUAGCUUGGGACUUCGGGUCACCCUCACUGUCAAGCAAUAAAACCAUACAUGUUUUAAUUUCUGAUAUAAAUGAUAACGCACCGCGUUUUUCCGAACCCUCAUACAGCAUAUAUGUGAUGGAAAACAACGCUCCAGGGGUAUCUAUUUUUGCCGUGACUGCUUCGGAUCCUGACCUGGAUCAGAAUUCUUAUGUUUAUUACUCCUUCCUGCAAAAUUUUGUCCAAGAAUUCCCAGUGCCCAGCUACCUAGACAUCAAUUCGAAAACUGGCACAAUUUACACACUGCGCUCUUUUGACUAUGAGAAACUAAAAAAUGUGAAGAUUUAUGUUCAAGCCCGUGACGCUGGUGUACCUCCGCAAAGCAGCAGUGUUGCAGUGAAUGUGAUCAUUCUGGAUCAAAAUGACAACGUUCCAGUAAUAAUUUCACCUUCAGCGCAGAAUUCGUCAGCAUUACUGGAGAUCCUGCCACGGUCAGCGACCCAAGGGUACUUGGUCACGAAGAUAAUGGCAACUGAUGCCGAUUCCGGUCAGAACGCACGACUGUUUUAUCAGAUGCAGAGUUCAAGUGAUCCCAGUUUAUUUAAUGUCGGUAAAAUCUCAGGUGAAAUCAGAACAGCGCGACACAUCAUCCAGUCUGACACCACAACACAAACUCUCAGCAUCGUGGCGAAGGACAAUGGGCAGCCGAGUCUCUCCAGCAUGGUGACAAUCCAAAUUGCAAUUCUGGCGAAUAUCACUGAGAGAAUCACCGAAAGUAAUAAAUUGGAAUCUAAUCGCCAAAUUUACGCUGACCCGCAUCUUUACUUAAUCGUUAUUUUCGGCUGCACUUCAGUUGUCUUUCUUGUAAUCAUCAUUCUGCUGAUUAGCAUCAAAUGCAAACAGGAUAGAAAUGUUAUCCAAGAGUAUAAUUCGCCCAGUUGCUGUCACAAACUUGGAGAUUCAAACGAUACGUUCAAUCCAAGACCUGCAAUGAAGGAAACGUUACGCUAUCCUGGGACUGGCCGGAUAGUGCAAGGGCCACAAGUGCAGAGCUAUUCGGUCUGUCUAUCUCCAGAUUCAGCAAAAAGCGAUUUUCUUUAUUUGAAGCCAUGCGUCGCUCCCACAUCUCAACCGUAAUGCUACAUUUCAAUGAUCUCGUAGCAGCAAAAGUUGGCCGACAUGUUUGCUACCCAUAUUUUCAUCCAGCGGUGUGGGUCGGUGCGAAUUGCGCAUUCAAGAAAAUACUCCACGUGUGUGUGCUAUUAUUUCAUUUUAGUUCGAAAAGGAAUGUUUCAGUGUUAU
Molecule: messenger RNA, 10162 nt
Organism: Amblyraja radiata (thorny skate)
Lineage: Eukaryota; Metazoa; Chordata; Chondrichthyes; Rajiformes; Rajidae
Biological process (GO): homophilic cell-cell adhesion
Cellular component (GO): plasma membrane
Molecular function (GO): calcium ion binding
Source: RefSeq, a predicted model, not a curated record